Moneuplotes crassus is the source of this 1282-nucleotide messenger RNA. Lineage: Eukaryota; Ciliophora; Spirotrichea; Euplotida; Euplotidae. The record is from the annotation of a GenBank genome assembly.
AUGAAACAACAAGUAGCAAGAUCAAAACCAUACAAAGACAGAAGAGAGAUAGUUCUAUCAGCUGGUGCUUCUAAGAGAAUGAUUUCUCAAUGUAUUAAAUUAUCAAGAAAUAGGUGGAUUUCUCAAACCUCAGAUAAGUUCAAAAUAAAUGAUACACUUCCCUCAAAAUCUCGUAUUACAAUGAUGAGGGGCAAUGUAGUCUCAAUCCCACCAAACAGAAGUUUUAUUCAUGCCACUCCUCAGAACUUUAACAACGCUGAGAGAAUGGACAAUACUGUCUACAGCGUACAACCUUGGAAAAAGUGAGUAAUCAGAAGACAGAAAAGACAUCAGAACCCUCAGAUAUCUAAACUCCACAAUGGAUGCAUGAAAAUGAUCUUUUCUGAAGCCACACCAGACAAGAAAGAAGUUGAACAAAUGUGGCUAAAACUGAAUGAUUUAAAUGGAUCGGAUACAAACUCAUUUUCUUCCUCUAGUAAAAAUACCAAUUUCAAGAGUAAAGGUACUCUCAAAUCAUUAAGCACUACUGCUUACUCUGAAGAUCCUUCAGAGAGUUUUCAUACUCAGAGCAAGAUGAUCCUUGGAUGAAGAGGUUAUCUCAGUGAUAAAAUCACAAAGUCAAUUAAAAAGGGCCUUAAAUUUGGAGACACGAGAAGAAAGCUUAUCCUGAAGGAAGUUGAUAAACAGAUCCGAAGCAAGGGAUCGAUCUUUUUAGAGAAUGCUGAUUCUGAAGCAGAAUUUCUUCCUAACAAAGAGAGGAGGAGUUCCUCUAAGAUUUACCAAAGAAGUGUCCAGCCCAAAAAGGCAAGUGCAGCAGACAAGGAAAAGCUUGGUAUUUUUCAGAUGUUAAGGCGACCCAAUCCCGUCCUCAGAAAGGACCAGAAAGUUCCAAAUAACUGGAGCUUUACAAAUGAAUAUAGCAUCUUCGCAGACUCUUGUCAGAAAAGAGCCAAAAAGAUGAAGAACAAGCAAAGAAGGAUUAUUUCUGAGGAACAUCAAUUCUGUCCCUCAAAAUUUGUUGUGAACAGAAACUUGAAGAAUUCUGACUCAUUUAAUUGUUCAAUGGGUCUUCAUCAGAAUUCGGACCAUAAGAAGAUGGCCCAGGAUCAGAUUUCUCCUACAAAGAUUCGCUUUCUCAACAACCAGAGCAGCUUAACAAACACUGAGAUGAGAUUUUUUAGAAACAAAGACCUAGCUGAUUUCUGAAACUCGAGGCAAAUCUGUACUUAAAUGUCCUGAAUGAUCGAAUCGAAUAUUGGAUGUAAAUUUAGGCUAAUAGUUC